Molecule: messenger RNA, 830 nt
Organism: Radiomyces spectabilis
Lineage: Eukaryota; Fungi; Mucoromycota; Mucoromycetes; Mucorales; Radiomycetaceae
Exons: 3
Coding region: 378-830 (150 amino acids)
Source: RefSeq, a predicted model, not a curated record
UUUUGCUUUAUUAAAUUCAGCAAAGCAUCCAAAUGCCUGAAGACUGCCUGGUUUCAAGAACUUACCAAGGCAGAAACACGCCACAUGAAUGAUGAUUGGCUUUUUGCGCGUCAGUUGCGCUACUACUGCUCACUGCUCUUCGCGGGAGCAGUGUUCAUCCAAGGAUCAAGUUCCAUAAUGGUCAACACAGUGAAGCCAUACGGCCGAGACAUGACUCUUGAUAGUCAUUUCAAACGACGUCUCCCCGGCGUCCCUUCAUCUUACCCGGCUGCCGAAGGCCGUUAGGGGUAUUUGCAACUGCUGACAAUCCCAUCAAACGAUGGUGAGUCAAAGCUUCUUAUCGGGACACGAAGUUGCAAUUGCUGGUGACGUCCAGCAUGCGGCUGGAUAUCGCAUCCAUCAACUUGGGUCCAGUUACAACUCAUUUUACGCCCACAGCCAAUACGAGGGUCUUUCUGGAUAAGACGUCCAUUGUCGCCGCAAACGCAGUGCUGGAGGAUGAAGCAUGUACUUCAGCACAAACCAUUCCAGUCCUCUAUCAAUUAAAACAGCCUUCGACCAUCUGGACGUUGUCGCGCGAAGAUUCAAACCAAAUGACGCCGUCAACGGAUAAAUUAUCGUCUUCACUGUUUUCACGUAUUGCCGUAUUAGUUAUAAAGCACGGAAGAGGAGCCACACUUCAGGCAACGGAUAUCCAGGAUAUCGUCGCGGAAGUCAAAGCUUCCAACUUGAAUUCGCUGUUGACAGAUCUCGCGAACACCAUUGUCACAGCGCUCAAACGAGCGAAUGACAAAAAGGUAGCCUGGUUGCAUAAUGCAGCAUACGAUUGA